CUUCCAGCACUGGCACCAGAGAGGCGCACAACCAUGACAUGCAGCGCUGAGCGAGGACGAGGACGAGGAGAGCUGCUCGACCACCACGCCACCAUUUCAGGUUGAGUGACGAGCCUCCUGUCUCACCGCCACCAUGAUAGCGACGGGUGGCCUGCUGCGCAUGAACCGGCGCCAGGAUUCCCUCCGCUCCAAAAACCGCGCAGAAAACAAAAGGAAGCGGAAAUCCAAGAAGAAGAAGAAGAAUGAUGUGGUGGUGGUGAAGGGGAAGCUCAAUCUGUGCUCCCCGGCCGGGUUGGUGGCAGCUGUUGGAGUUAUAGUUCUCAUGGUGGGGAUUUCUAUGGCUGUACUGGGCUACUGGCCCAGUCAGAGCCAGCAUGAGUACCAGGAGCGCCGCAGAACUGGAGUGUACCACACCAACAGAGUCAGCUACCCCAAAAUCGUGACCGUUUCCUCCAAUUUGACACAUGACAAGUCCAGCUCCGGCCAGAUUCCUUCGUUUAACCAGAGCCAUGCUAACAGCAGCACCGCUGAGCCCACCCGUCACUGUGGCUUCCUCUGUGACUUCCUGGAUCGUUACCUGUACUCAGACAAUCUGAAGGUCUUUGGCCCACUGGUGAUGGGGAUCGGCAUUUUCCUCUUCAUCUGUGCCAACGCUGUCCUCCACGAAAACCGUGACAAGAAAACCAAAAUCAUCAACCUGAGAGACAUCUACUCCACGGUGAUAGAUCUUCACAGCAUACGGUCAAAGGAGUACUCGCCUCUGAACGGUUUAGUGAACUACACUCAGUCCAGGAGCGCCGAGGGCCCCUCCGGCUCCUUCCCUGCGAGUGGGACGCUCACUCGCAGCUCCUGGCCGUCCACCGCACUCGGCCUGCAGGGCGAGUUUGGGGGCGAUGGCGCACUGAGGCGCACGUCUUUAGCCGGCAGGCCUCGUAGCUGGUCCAGAGAUGUCCAGACCUUCACAGACACGGUCUACAGCAUCUACAAAGACUACAGCAAUAGCGGUAAGCAGGCACCGCAGCCUCGACAGUGGGAGACCACAUCCAUCGUCACCUCCUCGGUGAACGCCUUCACCCUCCCUGUGAUCAAACUGAACAACUGUGAGGUGGAGGAGUCAGAGAGAGCGGAGGAGGCAGCUGAAGACAUCAGCGACGAUGAGACCCAAACAGAGAGGGACACGUCAACGACAGAGCAGCCCGCAGCCCGUCACAGCCAUGAGGACAUGUCCACAGACACAGUUAACCACCAGGGGGUGCCACAGUGGACCCAGCUGUUCCCUCCAUCACCUGUUGCCAGGGCAAUGGGUUCACGUCUGUCGCUCAACUCCCUCACGGAUCAGCCCCGGUCUGUGAGGCGGUGCAGCCUGUCUGUGUCUGUGUGUAGUCAUGGCGACAGAGGCAGGCGCUUGAGCUGCCCUCGCCUGGAGCGCUCCAACAGCAAGGGCUACAUCAAACUGACUGAUCUGGGGGGCGACUCCUUCGAAGCCCCCGACACCGACACUUCUUUAGUGGCCACUGAACAGGAAGUAGCAGUGGACACAGUAGCAGCGGCGGAGGAAGGAGCUCAGGGAGAGGACGACCUGCUGACGAGCAGCACGUCUGCUGCAGAAUAACAGACGUCUGUGGCUUUGUCUCGUUCUUUCUGCAGAUGUGAAGCAGAUGUGAAGCAGCAAAGGACUAUUGAAGCAUAGCCAUGAACCGUGAGGAGCGAGGAUCUUUACAAACGCCACACCCACAGCUCAACACACAGAUGUACAUUUUCUAUUUUUUUCAAUGUAGCAAGAGCAAUACAAAGACCUAUGAGGAGGUUCAGUAAAGAUUGAGAAGGAAAAUCAAAACAGAACUUUUCUUUUGUACACCACAAUAGAGCGAACACUGUAGCUAUAGUAGAAUAUGAAAAAGUGUUGUCCUGUAGCACUGACACAUGCCACAGAAACUCUCUAGUCUACCUUGUUGUGUGUGAAUAUCAUGUGAAAAAGUGAUAUGACUUGAAUCUCAGGUAGAAGUUUGGUUUAGGAUCAGGACCUUGAGGACAAGGUCUUCCCAUGUGCACCACACUUGUUUAUAUGAAUCAUUCAUGGUUGAAUAAACUUGACUGUAACACCUGUC
Molecule: messenger RNA, 2108 nt
Organism: Solea solea (common sole)
Lineage: Eukaryota; Metazoa; Chordata; Actinopteri; Pleuronectiformes; Soleidae
Product: transmembrane protein 200A
Exons: 2
Coding region: 134-1612 (492 amino acids)
Source: RefSeq, a predicted model, not a curated record